This is a messenger RNA of Astyanax mexicanus (Mexican tetra), 3930 nucleotides long. RefSeq names its product polyhomeotic homolog 2b (Drosophila) (gene phc2b). Gene Ontology annotation, cellular component: PRC1 complex; nucleus. The transcript is spliced from 15 exons. The coding region runs from base 73 to 2895 and encodes 940 amino acids. NCBI's taxonomy places the organism in Eukaryota, Metazoa, Chordata, Actinopteri, Characiformes, Acestrorhamphidae. The record is from RefSeq and is a predicted model, not a curated record. Gene Ontology annotation, molecular function: zinc ion binding; protein binding.
UGUGUGUAUGAGAGAGAGUGUGUGUGGGGAUGAUGCUGUGUGCAUGAGAGAGAGGAAGAGAGAGAGAGUUGGAUGAGACGGUGGGCACUCUCUGCAAGGAGGCAGGUCCAGGAUACAUACUCGUGCAUACACACUCGCUCACACUCGCAUCACACUCAUAUACACACACACGCGUCAGACAAAGAAGCACCGGGGUCCCGGGGGAUGGGGCUCAGCACGGGGCCGACAGGAGCUCGCACUGCCCCGCAGAAGAGCUUGCGUAGAGUGUGCCAGCGGGGCAGCCGUGGGUCAAAAGUGAGGCGUCGGGGUGGCACCAUGGAGGGGGAGCAGGGUCCUCCUGCCUCCAGUGCCGGCAGCACGGGCACCUCCAGCUCUUCCACCAACUCCAACCCUCAUCCUACAACCACCAGCGCCACCACCACCCUCAACAUACCCAACACUACCAACACCCCCAACAGCAGCAGCAGUGCCAGCUUAGCCAGCAGCACCAGCAGCAGCAGACAGACCGUGCCACAGAUAUCUGUGUAUAGUGGGAUACCUGACCGACAGACUGUGCAGGUGAUCCAGCAGGCCUUGCACAGGCAACCCAGCACUGCGGCGCAGUACCUGCAGCAGAUGUAUGCGGCACAGCAGCAGCAUCUAAUGCUGCAGACGGCAGCACUGCAACAGCAGCACCUCAGCACGGCACAGCUACAGAGCCUAGCAGCUGUGCAGCAGGCCAGUAUAGCUGCUGGUAGACAGAACUCUACACAGAAUGGCACCUCAUCCACCCAGAGUGGAUCAUCACAGACUACAAUUAAUCUUACUACGUCUCCUGCGACUGCUCAGUUAAUAAGUCGCGCCCAGAGUGUAAACUCCAACCCUUCCGGGAUCUCGCAACAGGCAGUACUGCUGGGCAAUGCCUCCAGCCCCACCCUCACUGCCAGCCAAGCCCAGAUGUACUUGCGUGCUCAGAUGGCUCAGCAAAGUAACCUGGUGCAUGUAGCCCGGAGUCUCGGCAGAGCUGUUCCUCUCUCCUCCCAGCUCAUUCUCGCUCCUACAGCUACUGUUACUGCUCUACAAUCAGACAACAAUACAAACAGUAAUGCACAGUCUGCAUCGGCACAGGUACAGAAUCUUGCUCUGCGCAGCCAGCAGGGGGCAUCGUCCUCUACUCAGUCCACUGGCCUGCAGGCCCUGAGCCUGAAGCAAACGCCAGUCUCCAUCCAGCCCACCCCACUCAUCAAACACCCCAACCAGGUUUCCACCAGCUCUGGAACCACCACAGGGAAGGGUGUGCUACCUGCAGCCCAUGGGGAUGUAGGAAAAAAGCAAGAGAGUGGAGAAGAGAUAGAGGCCAAGGCAGUGAACAUGAGCCGCAGUGUCACGUCCUCUCAUCCCCUCAUCGCACCAGCUUACACCCAGAUUCAACCCCAAGCCUUGAUCAAGCAGCAGCCACAACAGUUUGUCAUUCAGUCCCAAGCUCAGCCCACUUCACGAAUACAGACCUUAUUACAAACAGCCUCCAUCCAACCACACGCACAAGCUGCCUCACUGGCCAUCCAGAGCUCCACUCAGACCUCUUCUGGACACAUCCAUGUCUUGCCCAAACCUCCCAUGCACAACCAGGGAACAACACCUAGCCAACAGGCCACCAUCUUUCACUCCACAGUGAGCCAGCAUGGAGCCCAGUCUGGCUUGGGUCAGCCCAAACCUCAGCCUGUCCAGCUAACGGCCAUCAACCUGCAGAUUCAGCCUGCACACAGCCAGGCUGCCAGACUUGCUCAGGACAAUAAGGACAAUAGUAAACCCACGUCUCUGGUAAUGAGAGAGAUCUGCCCACCAUUGGUCCCACAGGCCCCCACACCUACCCCAUCCCAAGACACCAGUCCUCCAGAGCCUCCCAAAGCCGACACAGGAAAUACCACAAAUCAAACACAAGGCUCGGCGGAGGCGGGGACGGAGAGCGAGGCGAUCAUGACGUCAGGGGCGGAGAGCGCGCGGCCGGGCAGCGCGGAGAGCAGGCCGCCGCAGGCCGUGGUGAAGCCGCACGUGCUCACGCACGUCAUCGAGGGUUUCGUCAUCCAGGAGGGCGCGGAGCCGUUUCCCGUGGAGCGGCCUCCGACUGACAGCCUUAAAAAAGCAGAGCAGCAGGUGCCCUCGGACCCAGAUAAGACCCCACUCAGCAACGCACCCAACACUACUGACUCUGAGCCUGAGGAACCUGUGCAGCAAGAUGUGGGAGUCAGGGACGAGGAGGACCAAGACGAGCCCAAGCUGACAUGCGAGUUGUGUGGAUGGGUCAACUACGCCUAUAAGUUUAAAGGCUCCAAGCGCUUCUGCUCGAUGGUGUGCGCAAAAAGGUACAAUGUAGGGUGCUCAAAACGGAUUGGACUGUUCCACCCUGACCGGAGCAAAACAGCCAAUCGGUGGAAACGAAGGUCACACAGUCGAGGUCGCAGAAGCACAGAGGCAAAGAAACAGAAGCUGUCCGUGUCUCAGCAGUCUCAGGGAGAGUCCGUGUCCUCACCGCUCCCAUCCCAGCCCAGUCAGGGGGAGUCCAGCCCCUGCUCAGACAUCUCCAGCUAUGAGGAACCCCCCUCUCCACUGUCAGCUGCAAGCUCUGGCCCAGUGGGGCCACCUCGAGGUGUCACUACUCCAGAACCAGAAGAGCUUCCUCUGCUCAGCCAGCACUUUGUGCCAUGUGACCCCACUAAGUGGAAUGUGCAGGAAGUGUUUGAGUUCAUCCGCUCUCUGCCAGGCUGUCAGGAGAUUGCAGAUGAGUUUCGUUCUCAGGAGAUUGAUGGGCAGGCCAUGCUGCUAUUGAAGGAGGACCACCUAAUGAGCGCCAUGAAUAUCAAACUGGGUCCAGCACUCAAGAUCUUUGCCCGCAUUAAUAUGCUGAAAGACUCCUAGCCUUUGCUGGCUGUGUGUGAGAGGGAGUAUGUGUGUGUGUGAAUGUGAGUAUGAGAGUGUGUGUGUACGAAAGUGUUCUUUUUCUAAACUUGACCUAAUGGAUACAAAUGCACUACAAUGUUUUUAAACUCCCUUCUGGCACAGUGUGUAUAUUCACCUCCACAAGGUUGAGAAAUGAAAGUAAAUAAUGACUCUUAUGGAUAUUUCGUAUUUAAAAAAUGGCACAAAUAGUGAUACCCAUUGAUAUGGUGGGUGUCUGUACCUUAUAGAAGACAAUUGGAUUUAAAAUAUACCUUAAGCUACAGUGUAUCUGCAGUUAUUGGGUCAGAAAUAAGAUGGUUUACAGAUGGAUCAAGUUCCAAACUUUCAGAUCCAACCCAAGCAUGAAGACUUCAGUCUAACCUGUGCUGAUAUUAGAAGACAUUUUGUAAUUUUAUACUUUGGCCCAGGUUUUGUCUUUUGGCAGUUUGCAGUUGUAUAUUAUUGUUUAUUUCAGAUAUUAUUUUUUUCUUUUUGUACAUGCCUGAUUAUUUUGUAUAAUUAUGUUAAAGUAAAUUAUUCAUCUGUGUGUGUGCGUGCGUGCGUGUGUGUGUGUGUGUGCGUGCGUGUGCAUGAGUGAAAGAAAGAGAGUAUUUCAAAGCUAAACCACAAAACUAAGCUAAACUGUCAAGUUUAUGGGUGUAAUUAAAUAUCAAACAAGGCAUUCCAUUAAGUUCAGUAUAUCAGUUCCACAGUUGAAAAGCUAUCAGUUUGUUAUCUCUCUUUUCAACAAUGUCUAUUGGGUUAUUCUUCUUAGGAAUAAUUUUGUUUCAGUGCAAAGUACAGUUCAAACCCCCCUCAGUGAAAUCUUGCAGUUUUGUUUGGCAUUUGGAAUGAUUGAGUGUGAUUUUAUACAUGUUCAGUGUAUGUUGCUAGACAGGAAUGUGAUUACGUCUUGUGUUUUUGUUGAGUACACUUUGUGAAAUGCCUGUAUUUAUCUGAUGCAUUCAAUUUGUUAUAUAACAUUUUUAAUAAGAAAAAAAUGCUCCUGUUUCA